CAAACUUCAUGCUUUUAGGCUAUGAACUAUGUUUCCCCAAAUACCCUUUAUGCAUUUCAAUCAUUCUAGACUUCUAAGCUCAGGUUUUGUGAUUCUUGGAAUGGAAAGAAGCCAAUUCUUUGAGGGGUAUUUUUGAUAUUUAAGAAGAAAAUGUGGAUAAUUGAAACUGGGGUUUAUCAUUUGAUUUGAUUUGUUCCCAAAAGGAUUUCUUGUUUCUAUUUUUUUUUGUUAUUUAAAGUUUAUGAUUUUGGCUUAUGUACAGAAAGUUUAUAAGACUAAACAAAAAGUUAAGGCUCUUUUUGGGUGAGUGUGAUUCACAAUCAGAAAGGUGGGCAGAAAGUUGACUUUUUUCUUUUUAGUAGUUGACUUCAAGAACCAAGAGAUAAUUAUAUUAAAAAAAAGUGAGAAGUCUACACAAUGGGUUCUCUUUGCACCAAACUCUUUCCAUGUUGUCUGGUUUCGUCACAAGAUUCAUUGGUGCUUGAGGAUCCAAAUACUGGAAACAAGGACGAGGAGUCGAGUGAUCCAACUGCAUUCAAAGAAUUCAGGUUGGAGCAACUUAAAAAUGCCACAUCUGGUUUUGCUGUGGAGAACAUUGUUUCUGAGCACGGUGAGAAGGCGCCAAACGUUGUCUAUAAAGGGAAACUUGAGAAUCAAAUGAGGAUAGCUGUAAAGCGCUUUAAUCGAUCAGCUUGGCCUGAUUCUCGACAGUUUAUGGAAGAAGCAAAAUCUGUUGGCCAGCUUCGUAAUGGUAGGCUUGCCAAUCUCCUUGGUUGCUGCUGUGAAGAUGACGAGAGGCUACUUGUGGCCGAAUACAUGCCCAAUAAUACACUUGCGAAACAUCUUUUUCACUGGGAAUCACAACCAAUGAAGUGGGCAAUGAGGUUACGGGUUGUGCUACAUCUUGCAGAAGCUCUUGAAUAUUGUACAAGUAAAGGCCGUGCUCUUUACCAUGACCUCAAUGCUUACCGAGUCUUAUUUGAUGAGGAAGGUAAUCCCAGACUUUCGUGCUUUGGACUAAUGAAGAAUAGCAGGGACGGGAAAAGUUAUAGUACAAAUCUUGCGUUUACUCCUCCCGAGUAUUUGAGAACUGGGAGGGUGACUCCGGAAAGUGUCAUAUAUAGCUUUGGGACUCUUUUGCUUGACCUUCUUAGUGGGAAGCACAUCCCUCCCAGCCAUGCUCUUGACUUGAUAAGGGACCGAAAUCUUCAAAUGCUUACGGAUUCAUGUCUAGAAGGACAAUUUUCAAAUGAUGAUGGAACCGAAUUGGUGCGUCUGGCUUCUCGUUGUUUGCAAUAUGAACCUCGUGAACGCCCAAAUCCGAAGUCGGUAGUGUCUGCUCUAAUUUCUCUUCAACAGGAGACCGAGGUUCCUUCACUCGUCUUGAUGGGCCUCCAAAUGACUACAUCAUUCUCGCCUCGAUCUCCACUUGGUGAAGCUUGCUUGAGAAUGGAUCUGACUGCAAUACACGAGAUCAUGGAAAAGCUUUCGUAUAAGGAUGAUGAAGGACAAACAACCGAGCUCUCAUUUCAAAUGUGGACCGAUCAAAUGCAAGAGUCGCUAAACGCGAAAAAGAAGGGUGAUGCCGCAUUUCGGCACAAAGAAUUUAGUACUGCAAUCGAGUGCUAUACUCAGUUCAUUGAACACGGACCUAUGGUAUCUCCAACUGUAUAUGCUCGACGUAGUUUAGCAUACCUCAUGAACAACAUGCCUCAAGAAGCUUUAGGUGAUGCAAUGCAAGCACAAGUCAUCUCACCUGUGUGGCACAUUGCUUCAUAUCUACAAGCCGCCGCGCUUUUCACCCUUAAAAUGGAAACCGAAGCCCAGGUGGCUCUCAAGGAGGGUGUUACUCUUGAAGCCAGGAAAACCGGAGCCACUAUCAAUGGACAAUAACCAAGUUGUUGCCAUUGUUGUAUACUGUAAAUUGCUGUUAUUAAUCUUCAAAUAUUUUCUUUUGUGUGAAAAACGAGAACCAGGUAAAAGAGAGGCGGUUCUUUAGUAUGUGUAUCAAAACGACAAUUUUUCCUCUGGGUUUAAUGUUUCUUUCUUUUACCUUGCCUAUAUAUGGAUUAAAUUGUGUAUUUGAGAAAUAGAGAAACAGAUUUGGUGGGAAAACACAGAUUGUAAAGCAAGAACACAGUUGGACAACACAUAUGUAGUUUUUUGUAUGUAAUGACAAUCUUGCCUUCAUUUUUGUC
Erigeron canadensis is the source of this 2198-nucleotide messenger RNA. Its product is annotated as serine/threonine-protein kinase BSK7-like. NCBI's taxonomy places the organism in Eukaryota, Viridiplantae, Streptophyta, Magnoliopsida, Asterales, Asteraceae. The transcript is spliced from 11 exons. Gene Ontology annotation, molecular function: ATP binding; protein kinase activity; protein binding. The record is from RefSeq and is a predicted model, not a curated record. Gene Ontology annotation, biological process: protein phosphorylation; brassinosteroid mediated signaling pathway. The coding region runs from base 418 to 1893 and encodes 491 amino acids.